This is a messenger RNA of Myotis lucifugus (little brown bat), 2137 nucleotides long. RefSeq names its product ST6 N-acetylgalactosaminide alpha-2,6-sialyltransferase 6 (gene ST6GALNAC6). Lineage: Eukaryota; Metazoa; Chordata; Mammalia; Chiroptera; Vespertilionidae. Gene Ontology annotation, molecular function: alpha-N-acetylgalactosaminide alpha-2,6-sialyltransferase activity. The record is from RefSeq and is a predicted model, not a curated record. The coding region runs from base 1 to 951 and encodes 316 amino acids. The transcript has 6 exons. Gene Ontology annotation, biological process: oligosaccharide metabolic process; ganglioside biosynthetic process.
AUGGAUACAGCCCUGAGUCUUGAAGUGACUUGGAAUGCUGUGCAGGGGUCGGGCUGGGAGGUAGAGGAGCAGCGGUCAGCAGUGUUCGUGAUCCUCUUUGCUCUCAUCACCAUCCUCAUCCUCUACAGCUCCAACAGUGCCAACGAGGUCUUCCAUUAUGGCUCCCUGCGCGGCCGCAGUCGCAGGCCUAUCAACCUCAAGAAGUGGAGCAUCACCGAUGGCUAUGUCCCCAUUCUGGGCAACAAGACACUGCCCUCCCGGUGCCACCAGUGUGUGAUUGUCACCAGCUCCAGCCACCUGCUGGGCACCAAGCUGGGUCCUGAGAUUGAACGGGCCGAGUGCACAAUCCGCAUGAAUGACGCGCCCACCACGGGCUACUCCGCAGAUGUGGGCAACAAGACCACCUUCCGCGUGGUGGCCCAUUCCAGUGUUUACCGUGUCCUGAAGAGGCCCCAGGAGUUUGUCAACCGGACCCCCGAAACCGUGUUCAUCUUCUGGGGGCCCCCGAACAAGAUGCAGAAGCCCCAGGGCAGCCUUGUGCGCAUCAUCCAGAGGGCAGGCCUGGUGUUCCCCAACAUGGAGGCCUACGCCGUCUCUCCCGGCCGCAUGCGCCAAUUUGAUGACCUCUUCCGGGGUGAGACAGGCAAGGACAGGGAAAAGUCCCACUCGUGGUUGAGCACGGGCUGGUUCACCAUGGUGAUCGCGGUGGAGUUGUGUGACCAUGUGCACGUCUAUGGCAUGGUCCCCCCCGACUACUGCAGCCAGCGGUCCCGCCUGCAGCGCAUGCCCUACCACUACUAUGAGCCCAAGGGGCCAGACGAGUGUGUCACCUACGUGCAGAAUGAGCACAGCCGCAAGGGCAACCACCACCGCUUCAUCACCGAGAAGAGGGUCUUCUCGUCCUGGGCCCAGCUGUACGGGAUCACCUUCUCCCAUCCCUCCUGGACCUAGGCCGCCCUGCCUGUGACCCUCACCAGGGACACCGGAGAAGUGGCUCUUGGCCCAGCCACUCGACCGAGGGCCAUCUCCUGGCCCAUGAAGGCUGGCUGGAGUGUCUUCUGGCCAAUCAGGGCCUUGAAGAGGGUGUGUCCUCCAGCCGGUCAGGGCCUGGGAGACCUCCUGGCCUUCAGGGAUUUGGGCUUCUGUGUGCUUAAUCAGGGGUGUCAGGAAACGUGUUCAAUCAGGGUCUGAGCAUAGUCAAUCAGGGUAUUUCUGAGUAAUAGGAGGCCAAGGACAUGUCCUUUCCCAUGAGGCCUUGGUUCAGAGCCUCAGGAUGGUCCCCAAAUCAUUUCCUAUUGGCUGGGACAGUGGGGUCUUGUUCCAAGGACCUGGGAACUUGGUGUUGGCCCCUCACUUCCCGGAGCCACAAAGAAAGGUUGCAUGAGGAGUGGGAGGUGAAUGGAGGUCACAGGCUGGGGCAGUUGGGGGCUGGAGGGUCCUGGAGGUGGGGGGCCGGUGUCAGUCUUGGCUCUGCCCUGAGUGGCCUUGGACAAUCCCUUGUCCCCCUCUCUGGCAUCCUUCUGCCCGUGUCAGGUUCUAAGUGGAGUCUUCGACCCCCUCCCACCUCUCCCACUACUGCCUUGGGUCCGUCCUCCAUAACACUGGGCCCCGCCGGCCACUACCCCUUGCUGGGGGUCUCAGCUCCCUAGGGCCUGGGGUCCCCUUCCCCACCUCUUCCUGGAGAUGAGGGUAUUUUUGUGCAAACUCUCCCCGGUGAGGCUGUCCACCUGUUGGAGGAGCCUUUGGGGCUGAGACAGGGGGGACCCCAGCCCAACUGAGGUUUCAAGCAGCCCCUUUGCCUGCAGCUGCUGGAGUCACCUGAGUCUCCCUCCAGCUGGGCCUGGGAAAGCUCUCUGGGGGGGCCGGGAGCUGUGUCGCCAGGGUCCUGUCCCCCCUCGUUCUGUAUCAGGCACUUUAUUGCUGGGCCUCAGCGGGGUGGGUUUGCCCCUUGCUCUUCUGAAGCCUGGAAGGGAAGACCAGAGGGCUUCCUGGAGGAGGCUGCGGAAUGGGAGGGGCCAGGUAGAGGAGGAGGAGGCCGGCACAAGCCAUUGCACAUGGGGUGGGGAGUGGGGGCUGGUGACUCCCCCAGACUUGGUUUUGUAAUGAUUUGUACAGGAAUAAAUGCACUUAAGCUCCA